This is a messenger RNA of Oryza brachyantha (malo sina), 1994 nucleotides long. Its product is annotated as 2-succinylbenzoate--CoA ligase, chloroplastic/peroxisomal. NCBI's taxonomy places the organism in Eukaryota, Viridiplantae, Streptophyta, Magnoliopsida, Poales, Poaceae. The transcript has 10 exons. Gene Ontology annotation, molecular function: medium-chain fatty acid-CoA ligase activity. Gene Ontology annotation, biological process: fatty acid metabolic process. The record is from RefSeq and is a predicted model, not a curated record. Bases 43 to 1707 code for a protein of 554 amino acids.
UUGCUUCAACGCGUUGCGUUGCAUGCGCUCGGGCGCCCGCCAAUGGCGCGGCACUGCCGUGGCCACAUCGCCCACUGCCUCGGCGGCGCCCUCGCUGGCCGGGACAGCGUCGCCGUCGCGGGCCGCCGUCGCCUGACCGGCGCCGGCCUCGCCGACGGGGUGCGCCGGCUGGCCGCCGCGCUCUCCGAGCUCGGCGUCCGCCCUGGCCACAUUGUCGCCGUCGUCGCCUUCAACAGCAUCGAGCACAUCGAGGUGUUCUUGGCCGUCACUUGCAUCGGAGCAAUCAUCGCCCCUCUCAACUACCGCUGGAGCUUUGAGGAGGCCAUACAGGCACUGCAGCUCGUGCAGCCAUCGGCGUUCAUCUUCGAUGGCAGCUACAGUUCAUGGGCGCUUCGGCUGAAAGACAGCAAGAGCUUGACAUCGAUUAAUCUUUACCUCAUCCUGGGGGAUCCCUGCAGCAUCAUCAAUCAAGCUGAAAAUUUUGUAUCAGUUGAUCAGAUCAAGAGAAGCUCAGGUGGAACUAGAGCGAUAGAGCCUGUGUCAGCCCCAAAUGAUGUUGCUCUGAUAUGCUUCACAUCUGGAACCACUGGACGACCAAAGGGCGUAGCAAUAAGCCAUACAUCUUUGAUCAUUCAAUCCCUUGCAAAAAUUGCCAUUGUUGGCUAUGGUGAGGAUGAUGUCUACCUGCAUACAGCUCCUUUGUGCCAUAUUGGAGGGAUCUCCUCAUGCAUGGCAAUCCUGAUGGCUGGAGGUUGCCAUAUCUUGAUACCUAAAUUUGAUGCAAAAUCAGCUUUCGAUGCCAUCCUAGAACACAGAGUGACUUCCUUCAUCACUGUUCCUGCGAUCAUGGCUGAUCUACUGUCCUGUGCUCGAAAACAGAAGAUAUCAGGUCAUGGGAUGACAGUCACCAAGAUUCUCAAUGGUGGUGGCGGGUUGUCGAGUGAACUGAUAACUGGAGCUUCUCACUUGUUUCCUCAUGCCACUAUCUUCUCAGCUUAUGGGAUGACUGAAUCCUGUUCAUCUCUGACGUUCAUGGUUCUCACCAGGCCAAAAUUUCAAGAACCCAAGGACCAGUUAGACAGCUCUUCUGAGGGUGUUUGUGUUGGCAAACCAGCACCUCAUAUUGAGAUACGGAUCGACAGAUGUGGAAGAAACAGUAGUUCUUCAUCAUUAGGGAAUAUCUUGACAAGAGGCUUGCAUACAAUGUCCGGAUACUGGGUGAACAACAGCAUAGACACAUUGGAUUCUGUUAGGAAUGGAUGGCUUGACACUGGUGACACUGGAUGGAUGGACAAAACUGGUAGUUUAUGGCUCAUGGGGCGACAAAAGGGAAGAAUCAAAAGUGGAGGUGAAAAUGUGUACCCAGAAGAGAUAGAAUCUAUAUUAUCUCAGCACCCAGGUGUAGCUAAAGUUGUGGUGAUUGGUGUACCGGAUAGUCGUCUUGGGGAGAAAGUUGUUGCUUGUGUUAGCAUCAGGGAUGGCUGGAAGUGGGUUGAUGCAGGAGCGGUGCACCAGAGGGAAGGCAGAGAAGUCUCUGCACAGAUUCUUCAAGACCACUGCAGGAUUAAAAAACUGAGCAGAUUCAAGGUGCCAAGGCUAUAUUAUCGGUGGAGGAAACCAUUUCCAGUGACAACAACAGGGAAAAUCAGAAGGGAACAGUUAAAGGCAGAGAUAUUAGAGAGCAUCAAAAUACCCAGCAAUUUGUAGUCAUAGACCAGUGUCAGUAACCAAGGCACCACAAACAAGCACAUUCUGUUCUUCAUCGUUAGCUUUUGGUACAUUACAGCAAUGCCUGAAUUUUGUUCCCUUUUUUACAGGCAAAAUGCCACCCCUACCUGUCACAUACUGAAUUUGAGUUCAUAUACCUGAUUAUUUCAUCAGCUAAACAGCCUAAACCUGAUGGUCAUUUCUGGCCUUUUGCAACCUUAUGCCAGAAGAUAGAUUGUUCAUAUUUAUCAUGACUGAAGUAUGAAUGUAUGAUUCUGGCAAUGACA